Messenger RNA from Mauremys reevesii (Reeves's turtle), 7070 nucleotides. RefSeq names its product bromodomain containing 3 (gene BRD3). Gene Ontology annotation, biological process: chromatin remodeling; regulation of DNA-templated transcription. NCBI's taxonomy places the organism in Eukaryota, Metazoa, Chordata, Testudines, Geoemydidae. The record is from RefSeq and is a predicted model, not a curated record. The transcript has 14 exons. Bases 611 to 2815 code for a protein of 734 amino acids. Gene Ontology annotation, cellular component: nucleus; chromatin.
GUUCAUGGAAUGCUCUCUUUCAUGUGAGCUUGUGCCUUGGCUCCCAGCAUACAACUGAGAAUAUUUAUAUUUAAUCAUUCCUCUCUUUUAUGUAGAUGCAUGUUUCUAUUUUUGUAAAACUCCCCUAAAUUAAAUAAGUGUUCAGUGUUUACUGCCAUCUAAUCAGCUACUCAAAGGGAGCACUGUUGAUACCCCCAUGGGAAACUGGGUGCACGUUGUAGUCAGCCUAGUAAGAGACGGACCUUGCCCUAAAGAACUUCAUGCUGCUUCUGUACAGUCCAGAUUCUUCUUUGCAAUUAAUAUGAGAUGCUGGUAGAAGCCGAUGGAACAAGGAGCCAGAACCAGCAUCAUGAGACCAGCCAGUUUGCCAUAGAUCACUAGCAAGUGCUCUGCAGUCCAUGGGUUUGGGAACUGCUGAGCUAAUCUAUGCAUCUAGGUUUUUGUACCAUGCCCAUCAUUAUGGUAUCUGAGCUUGACAGCAAAUGCAGUGGAUCAGGUUGCAUGGUUGGGCCCUGGAAAUGGGAUGUCAAUCCCAUUCAGGGAGCAUAAAGGAAGACAGAGAAUCUCCUAGUUGCCGCUGCAACAGUAAGUGAGACCCAGAGGUAGGAAAAUGUCAACGGUCACAUCAGCGAUACAGGCUCCCCAGGGCCCUGUCAAUCCACCCCCCCCAGAAGUUACCAACCCCAACAAGCCCGGGCGGAAGACCAACCAGUUGCAGUACAUGCAAAAUGUUGUGGUGAAGACCUUGUGGAAGCAUCAGUUUGCUUGGCCCUUCUAUCAACCCGUCGAUGCAAUUAAAUUGAAUUUACCAGAUUAUCACAAAAUAAUCAAAAACCCGAUGGACAUGGGGACAAUUAAGAAGCGACUGGAACAUAACUAUUACUGGAGUGCCAGUGAAUGCAUGCAGGAUUUCAACACAAUGUUUACAAAUUGUUACAUUUACAACAAGCCCACGGAUGACAUCGUCCUCAUGGCGCAAGCCCUGGAGAAGAUUUUUCUGCAGAAAGUAGCCCAGAUGCCCCAGGAGGAAGUUGAGUUAUUACCACCAGUCCCUAAAGGCAAAGGUCGCAAGCCAGCAGCGAGCGCACAGAGUGCAGGAGCGCAGCAAGCAGCGGCCGUGUCAUCUGUCUCCCCGCCAGCCCCUUUCCAGAACGUCCCUCCAGCUGUCUCUCAGACACCCGUUAUCGCCGCCACGCCUGUGCCAACCAUCACCGCAAACGUCCCGCCUGUAACUGCUCCUCCUGCUGCCGCUGCCCCUCCUCCUGCUGCUCCGAUUAUGACAGUGGUUCCUCCCACGCCACCUGUAGUCAAGAAAAAGGGAGUGAAGCGAAAAGCGGACACGACCACGCCCACCACCUCAGCCAUCACUGCCAGCCGGAGCGAGUCGCCCACCCCGCUGUCAGACCCCAAGCAGGCGAAAGUCGUCGCUCGCCGAGAGAGCGGCGGCCGGCCAAUCAAGCCACCAAAGAAAGACCUCGAAGACGGGGAGGUCCCCCAGCAUGCGGGGAAAAAGGGCAAACUCUCCGAGCACCUCAAAUACUGUGACAGCAUCCUGAAGGAGAUGCUCUCUAAGAAACACGCAGCCUACGCAUGGCCCUUUUACAAGCCUGUCGAUGCAGAGGCCUUGGAAUUACAUGACUAUCAUGAUAUUAUCAAACACCCCAUGGAUCUCAGUACUGUGAAAAAAAAAAUGGACAGCCGGGAAUACCAGGACGCACAAGGUUUUGCGGCGGAUAUUCGGUUAAUGUUCUCUAAUUGUUACAAGUACAAUCCCCCAGACCACGAAGUUGUAGCCAUGGCCAGGAAACUCCAGGACGUCUUCGAGAUGAGAUUUGCAAAGAUGCCGGACGAGCCUGUGGAGCCCCCACCCCCACCUCCUGCGACGGCGCCAGUCGUCAGUAAAAGCACGGAAAGCAGCCACAGCAGCGAGGAGAGCUCGUCUGACUCCGACAGCUCCGACUCUGAAGAAGAGCGAGCGACCAGGCUGGCUGAGCUCCAGGAGCAGCUGAAGGCCGUCCAUGAGCAGCUAGCUGCUUUGUCGCAAGCGCCCGUGAACAAACCAAAGAAAAAAAAAGAGAAGAAGGAAAAAGAGAAGAAAAAGAAAGACAAGGAGAAAGAGAAAGAAAAAGAGAAGCACAAAGUGAAAGCCGAGGAGGAGAAGAAACCCAAGGUUGCCCAACCAGCAAAACAGACCCAGCAGAAGAAAGCACCAGCUAAAAAAGCAAACAGCACGACCCCAGCUAACAGGCAGCCUAAAAAAGGAGGCAAGCAGGCGUCUGCACCCUACGAUUCUGAGGAGGAGGAGGAGGGCUUGCCCAUGACCUAUGACGAGAAGAGGCAGCUCAGCUUGGACAUCAACCGCCUGCCAGGGGAAAAGCUGGGCCGGGUGGUGCACAUCAUCCAAUCCCGGGAACCUUCCCUCAGGGACUCCAACCCCGACGAGAUAGAAAUAGAUUUUGAAACCUUGAAGCCCACCACUUUACGAGAACUGGAGAGAUACGUCAAGUCUUGUUUACAGAAAAAACAAAGGAAACCGUUUUUCUCAGAAAUUGUGCGUUCCUCCUCCACAGCUGCAAGUGGGAAAAAGCAAGCAGCAAAAUCUAAAGAAGAGUUAGCUCAGGAAAAGAAGAAAGAGUUAGAAAAACGGUUACAGGAUGUCAGCGGGCAGCUAAACAACAACAAGAAACCUGCAAAAAAAGAAAAGUCUGGCUCGGCUCCAUCCGGAGGCCCUUCCCGUCUCAGCAGCAGCAGCUCCUCAGAAUCUGGAAGCAGCAGUUCAAGCGGAUCCAGUUCGGACAGCAGCGAUUCAGAAUAAACUAGACACUUAACAAAAAAAAAUGGACAACAUACACACCAAUACUCUGCAGUGUUCCCUUCUAUGGUUAAUAUACUACUUUUGUUCCACGGUGGUCAGGUUUUUUUCUCUCUCUCAUUUUUUAUUUUUUUUUUUAAUUCAGUGUUAUAAAAGAUAUCUUCCAAUUUUUUCUUUGCUUUUAAUAGGUCAAAGAUCUUUUUUGUGUGUGCGUGUGACUAGACUUUAUGAUAAGUAGUUCACUUUGCGUAAAGUCUCUAAAUUUUUUUAACUGAAGAUGGUUGCUUGGAUGUGACAAGAACUUUGAACUCUUAACAAGAGAUCCAUAGAAAAAACUGCAAGGUGUAGUAUACAGGUGUUUUUUUGUUUGUUCCCCCCCCCCCUUUUAAUACACCCAACCUGGCUCACUACGACGCAAGGAAAAAAUUUUAAAAAAAGAAAUCUCUGUAAAAUGGUACUGUAUCUGAAAGAUGUUAGCUUUUGAACUAGUUGGUGUAUUUGUUAUUAGCACUAGUAUUCUUAAUCUCCAAGUCUACAGUGUGAUGAAAAUGUCAGAUGCUAUCAUCUUUUUACAUAAAAAAACAAAAACUCAUGUACUGUGGAUUGUUAAAAUGUAUCCUUUUGGGGGAGGGGGAUAGAGAAGUAGGCUCCUAUUCAGGAAGGUACUUAAGCAUGUGCUUAACUUUAAGCAUGUGAGCAAUAGAGCUGGUCAGAAUUCCCCGCCCCCCUCGAAAAUUUUGACUUUUUGUUGAAAAAAUAAAACAUGUUCAGUCUUUCAACAAAAAUCAACAUUUUUUUGAGGAGAACAGACACUCUGUGUCACUGAAAACCUCCAAUUUCCCAUCAAAAAAUUUUCAACCACCCUAAUGAGCCAGACCCCCUGACAUCAAGGAGACGACCCACAUGCUCAAAAUGAGAUAUGUGCUCCAAGUACCUUCCCAAAUCAGAGGCUAUAGACAGGUUGGAGAUAAAGUGGACACUGCAGCCUCAGCCCAGGCCAUGUCACCAAUGGAAUGGGGGAGGGAGAUUGAAUGUUUUUUAUCCUAUCUUUGUAUCAGCAAGGAGCUCCUAGGAGGGAACGCUACUUCUGUGUCUCGCAGGGUGCAGGUUUCCAAACACUGAAACUUUUACCUCAAGGGGAAAAAAAAAGGGGGGGAAGGGGUCAGAAAACCAGAAAAAAAGACAUUUUUUUCGUAAGGCUCAGCAAUUUUCUAUGAGAGUCCAGCCUAAUGUUUAAACCUGCACUGCUGCAACACAUACUCCAUUGUCACUGUCCCUAAUUUCAUGUAUAUAUAAAUACUUUAUUUAUUAACACCAUUGGUCAUUUGAAACAUUAAGAAAACUGCAUUAUGAAGAACAGCAGAAAUGCAGAGGUUUUUUUAAAUGGUUUGAACCAGUCUAAAAAAAAAAAAAUCUGAGACCUUAUUUAAAUGUAUUGGACUUUUUACCUACAGGUGCUACAGUCCAUUAUUUCCUGUGUCGGUGCUCUAUCAUGUUUUGUGUACUCAAUUUUUUUUUUGUUCCUUCUUUUCUCUUGCUUUUUUUGUACAGAAUUUGGAGACUUACAGGUAUAGAUGACUUCCAGAUGCAGCACAUUUUUAUUUUAUCUUAUUUGUAAUUUUUCCACAAGAUCUUUCUCUGUUUUUUUUUUAAUCCAAUUUUAGGAAAACCCCAGUUCUAUAAUAUAAACUUUGUAACCCAAGGGGCGGAAAUGUAUAGAAAAUUGAAUUCUUGAUUUUUUUUAAAAAAAAAACUUUUUAUUGUAAAGAAAAAAAAUAUACAGAGUUUAACAGCAGUUAUGCUUUUCCCUAUCCGACCCCUAGUUCCCUGAGGCUACCUCGUUGCCUCUUUCAUGGGAAGCUUUGACAUUUGCCCUGCAGAGGCCCAUAUUAGCAGACUGCCAAGAGCCUUUGGGCUGCACCUUAUCCUCAUAAAGUGGUGCAGGUUGCAGCUGUCCUCAUUUUAUAAUACAGGGGUGUGGCCUAUGAGGACGGCAAAUCCCAGCAUGCAAUGUUCCCAGCAAGUUUAGCUUCCAAAGAGCUGGAGAGAAAACGUUGGAUGCUGGGACAUGUGGUCCAGGUGGGCAGCACCUCCUUUUUGAAAGUGAGGGAAUCCGUGGGGCCUGUUCCUAGAACACCAUGGCUUGCACUUUGGGGCGUCUUUGCUCUAAAAUGUUCACUUUGGUGCAAAAGUUACUGUAUCCAGGCUCAAUUGUCACUCAGUUCCCAUGUAACCACAUUUGAUUGGACAGACUUUUAGAGAUGAAAUAGCUGCCUUACCCUUGCAUCUGUCUACAAACUACAUCAUCGUCACCUCAGUCAGCAUUUCAGGAAAGAUGGCGAGUUAUUCAUACAUAACUCUAAUGCAACUGAAGUGGCUCUGUGUAUGCGUCUUAAUGACAAAAUCAGCAGCAGCUGUGCACAGAAUCUGCCAAAGCCCCAAGAAGCAUUAUCCUGUUGUGCUAUAGGAAUGGAGCCUGAUUCUGUAAGACACUGAAUGCCUCCUAUAGGUUGCUGAAGAGCCUCUAGUCACUUUGAAAUCAAUGGGAUAUUCAGCCUUUCUGCAGGAGGUGCUCAGGGCCUUGCAGGAUUGGGCCCUACAGCAUUUGCAAGGAAUGGAUCAAUGAGGGUAUCCAGCAUCUUACUGAAAUUAACAAUUUACCUUUUCCAUUAAACUGAGGUUCAUUUUAGUUCCUAUAUUUUUUUAAAAACUGCCCUUCGUUGUUUAAAUUUAAAAAAACAACAAAACUUCUCCCCUAAACAGAUCCUUAGUAAUAUAUUUUUAAACGUUACUGUGAGGAAAUGUAAUAUACAUCUAAUUAGAGCUUAUGGUGGGUUUUUGUUGUUUUUGGUGGGUUUUUUUCUUUUUGAAGGGUGGAUUUGCUUUUUGUUUUUGUUUUAACCUUUAAUGCGUGUUAAAAGAAACUGAGGACUAUUUGGUUUUAAAUAGAUCUGAGCAAUUCAAUGCCAAUCUGGAAAAAAAAUGCUGUGAAAUAAGCUAUUUCCUUCAUACUGAAAUCCUCCCCCAUGCGCAUCUGGGUUACAUCUAUUAAAUGAAUAUGAAAUUCACUCAGUGACAUAGUCAUUGGUGGCAAUUUACACAAGCUGAUGAGCUGCCCCAGAGUGUUUACAUCAAGUAAAUAAAAAUAAGUUUGAUACUUGUAAGAAAAUGGAGGUGGGGGGAGCCCACAGCAGAAAGGAGAAGAAUAUGUAUGUCCCUAAUCAACCCGUGUCAGUAUAUCAUUUAAAAGCUUUAUAAAAUGAUCGUAGGUUAAGCCUAUUUCUUGUCACACCAUAAGGCCCAGACUCCUAUGGAAGCUGAGGAACAUCGGCCUCCCAAGGAUCAGGCCCUAGUUCACCUAGAAAACGAAUGUGUUGAUUAAAAAUUUUUCACUGAAUAGAUACAGUUGAGGCAAAACACAUUCAGUGUUUUUAUUGCUGUGAUUUUAAAUUUCCUAUCAACAGGGUUUGAAAUUGUAGAACUGAUAUCCAUUCAGAAUGUAAAAAUGUGUAUAACCAGUUACUACUUUUUUACACACACACACACACACGCAUUAAAGUGUUCUCUGGUUGGUGGAAUCAGACUACAGUUACCUAAUUUAAUUUUCUCUCUACUUUUGGGACUCUUAGACCAGUUUUUAAUUUGUUUCCUUUUUUUAAACGAUGUUUUUUAAGUCUAGGGGUGGAGCUAGGGGUGGGAGUUGGGGCAUGACAAAAAAAACUUUUUAGUAAUGGAUUUUAAAAAUACAUGUUCUAAAACGCAAGCAAUUAGCAUUAUGGUGCAACUGUGGGCAGGCUGUGAGUUAUAGGAGAUUAAUACAGGGCAGGAGGAGGUCAUUACAGUAGCAGCAUUCUCGUCCUUGUAAAAUGGUUAGAUGCAUUUUUUAAAAAUGGCAUUUGCAUAUCUUUUAAAAAAAAACAUUUUUUAAAAGUAAAUUAAACAACCCACCAGCUAGGAUUUGACACAGGCCUUUUAGAGCUUACGCCCCGAUAACUGGCAUAACAAUUCCAAAACAAUUUGUUGUUGUACGUUUUGUUCCGUUUUUCCUUUUUUUUUUAAUAUUUAAAACAAAUGUUACUUUUCUGUAUGAUGUGCAUGCAAAUUUACCGUAACUCUUUUUCUUAAGACUUUUUAGUGCCAUUUCUAGUAUAUUCCUGUAAAAGUCAGUUACUGAAGAAUGAGUCAAUGUAACUAGUUUUAGCUUGUUUAUUGCAAAUGCUGGCCUCGACACAACAGAAUUUAAAAAGUUAGAAAGUAA